This is a messenger RNA of Sporothrix brasiliensis 5110, 1287 nucleotides long. RefSeq lists its product as uncharacterized. Gene Ontology annotation, biological process: regulation of cyclin-dependent protein serine/threonine kinase activity; mitotic cell cycle phase transition. The coding region runs from base 1 to 1287 and encodes 428 amino acids. The record is from RefSeq and is a predicted model, not a curated record. The transcript has a single exon. Lineage: Eukaryota; Fungi; Ascomycota; Sordariomycetes; Ophiostomatales; Ophiostomataceae. Gene Ontology annotation, molecular function: cyclin-dependent protein serine/threonine kinase regulator activity. Gene Ontology annotation, cellular component: centrosome; cytoplasm; nucleus.
AUGGCUUACCAUCAGACCAAGGACGAGACUUUCUUUGUCGAGUCUGACGAAUGUACCAUGGCCAUGCCACGCAUGACCUCCCGCGAGGCUGCCAAGAUGCUCGCACGAAACCGGCAAGAGAUGAUAGGCAACGAGCUGUCCCGCUUGGCCUCUGACGAGUACCUCGAGGACAUCAUGCAGCACAUGCGGCACAUGGAGGACGAGACCCUUCCCGACGUCAACCUGAUCGAUAUGCAGCGCGAGAUUCAGUGGUUCAUGCGCCCGUACCUCAUCGAUUUCAUCGUUGAGGCCCACGCUGCCUUUGCCCUGCUGCCUGAAACCCUGUUCCUGACUGUCAAUCUGCUGGACCGUUACUGCUCCAAGCGUGUCGUUUACAAGCAGCACUACCAGCUUGUUGGCUGCGCUGCUCUGCUCAUUGCCGCCAAGUACGGUGACAAGAAGGACCGUGUGCCCCAAAUCAACGAGCUCAACAACAUGUGCUGCGGCUUGUACGACGCCGGCAUGUUCACCCAGAUGGAGAUGCACGUUCUCAACACUCUGGAGUGGAACAUUGGUCACCCCACAGUUGACUUCUUUGCCCAGCUUAUCAUUGCCGACGAGCGGGACGACCGUGAGGUCGAGCACAUGGCUGCCUACAUCAGCGAGAUCGCACUGUAUCACCGUGAUUUCGUCUCGACCAAGCCUUCGACCAUGGCCCGCGCCUCGCUGGCUCUCGGCCGUGCCAUCCUCGGCCGCCCUGAGGUCAACGACGGCGAGUGGGACCACGCUGACAACGUCACUCUGCUCACUCUGUCCCAGAACCUGCACCAGCCGUCCGCCACACUGUCGCGCAAGUAUGCGUCUUCCCACAUGUCGGGUGUCUCUGCAAAGCUCACCGACUUCUUGGCCCGCCACGCCGCAUCUAUCAACAACAGCAGACUGGUUGCCAACAACAGCCGUGCCUCGCCGCCCUGCGAGUCGGCUGUCACCGCCGACAUCUACAAUACGCCUCAGAAGGGCAUGGGCGCUAUGCCCGGUGUGGCCGAUGGCUACAUGACACCGCCCAUCACUCCCGACGGGCCUUGCUUCGGAGGCAACGGUGCCACAGGAAAGGAGGUUUACCAGGCGCUGCCACCACGGUGCCCGGUCACGCCGACACCGCAGCCGAACCACGCCGCACCUGCCAACUACGUGCAGCAGCACCCACAUCAGCAGUUGCACCCGCAGCAACAGCAGCAGCAUCACCAGCCUCAAGUACACCAUGCGGCGCAAUAUGCGACCUACUACGAAGCGCACGCGGCGCAUUGA